AUGGAUAAAUUUGUUAUUAUUAAAUGUAUAAAUCCAGGAUUUAUACCACCAAAAGAGAAAAAAGAGGAGCCAAAAAAAGAGGAGCCAAAAAAAGAGGAAUCUAAAAAAGAGGAAUCUAAAAAAGAGGAAUCCAAAAAAGAGGAAUCUAAAAAAGAAGAACCAAAAAAGGUUGAGAUAAAAUCAGAAACAAAAAAGAAAAGAGCAGCAAAAUCAAAAACAACCAAUAAUACUACAACUUCAUCUACUACUACCACAACCACCACAACCAAUAAUAAUGAAAGUACAAAAACAGGAUUAGCAGCAAUAAUAACACCAGUAACAGAAAUUAAAAAACAACCACAACAGACCUUAGUAAGUCAUUUCUUUUCAGCUAAUACAGGUGAUAAACCAUCAUAUAAAUUUUUAUUUGAAAAAGAAGCAGCUGAUAGAGCUGAAGAAGAAAGAAAAAGAGCAGAAAGAAUCGCAAAAGAGGAGGCGAUUUUGGCAGAAAAAAGAAAACAAAUCCAAAAAGCAAAAUUAGAAGCAAAAAAGAAAAGAGAAAUAGAAAGAAGAAAGAGAGAAGAAGAGGAAUGGGAAGAGUAUUUAGCAAUGCAAGAAAAAACAACCAAAGGUGUUGAAAUUAUACCACACCUUUAUCUAGGUUCCUUUUUGGCUGCUAAAAACUCUGAAUGGUUAUUAGAAGCAAAUGUUACCAAAAUUGUAAAUGUAACUUCCGAAGUACCAUCUUACUUUUUAAGUAAAAAAGAAAAAGAAAAUGAUAAGAUUAUAUCUGAAAAGGAUGAAAUUGAUUCUUUUAUUGUUGAUGAUGAUGAAGAUGAAAAUGAAGAUGAAGAUGAUGAAGAUAUUGAUGAUGAUGAUGAUGAUGAUGAUGAUGAUGAUGAUGAUGAAAAUGAAGAUGAAAAUGAGGAUGAAGAUGGUAAUCAGGAUGAAAAUGUUGACAUUGGUGAUGAAAAAGAUAAAGAAAUGAAAGAUUUACCAAUAACACCUUCCCCUAAUGAAAAGAAAGAAGAAAAUAUAGAAAUGAAAGAUAAUGAUGAUAAAGAUCAAGAAAUGAAAGAUUCACCAGCGGCAGCAGCAGCAACAUCUUCCACUAAUGAAAAGAAAGAAGAAGAAAAUGUAGAAAUGAAGGAUGAAUUAACAAUAAAUAAUAUACCAAUUAAAAUUGAUCAAGUUAAUGAAGAUGUUGAUAGUGAGAAAAUUAAAGAACUUUCAAUUAAAUAUUUAAGAAUUUCAAUUUCUGAUAGUUUUAGAUCAAAAAUUGAAAAUUAUUUCCAAGAAGCAAUUGAUUUCAUUAAUCAAGGUAAUGUGGAUGGUAGUGAAAAAUCAAAUGUUUUAAUUCAUUGUAAACAAGGUAGAAGUAGAUCACCAUCAAUCGUAAUUGCUUAUUUAAUGUCAAAUGAGAAAUGGACUUUAGAAAAGGCAUUCAAUCAUGUCUCUAGUGUAAGUCCAAAGAAUUUAACAGUUAAUGAUGGAUUCAAAAAGAAAUUAAUGGAUUUAGAAAUGGAAUUAUUUGGUUCAAACUCUAUUAACUUUUUUGAUAGAUCAAAUAGAACUUCAAGAGCAAAUAUUUCCUCUGCUGCAAUCACUUCAACUUUAAAUAUCACUCAAAAGAGAAUUAAAAAUCAGAAUAAAAAAAAUGAUGAUAUUAACAACAACAACAACGACGACAAUAAUAAUGAAGAUAAUAAAAAUAAAAAUGAAGAAAAUGUCGUUGAUACAGCAGAUGUAGUAUUACCAACAAAUUUAAAAGUUGAAGAUGAUGCCUCCACUAUCGAUCAAUUAAAAGUUGUAAAAAGAAGAAAAAAUAUCUCCAUAGUAGAAGAUGAUGAGUAA
Molecule: messenger RNA, 1833 nt
Organism: Dictyostelium discoideum AX4
Lineage: Eukaryota; Evosea; Eumycetozoa; Dictyosteliales; Dictyosteliaceae
Exons: 1
Coding region: 1-1833 (610 amino acids)
Molecular function (GO): protein tyrosine phosphatase activity; hydrolase activity; protein serine/threonine phosphatase activity
Source: RefSeq, a predicted model, not a curated record